This is a messenger RNA of Nylanderia fulva, 4150 nucleotides long. The record is from RefSeq and is a predicted model, not a curated record. NCBI's taxonomy places the organism in Eukaryota, Metazoa, Arthropoda, Insecta, Hymenoptera, Formicidae.
GCGCCAACGCUGUGACCCGUCGGCAGCCGACCGGAGCGGAUCAAAGUCAGAUGUUGACAAUCGGGAAACGAUGUCGCCGUCUUUCUCGCGCGCGUCGCCGACCAUUACCUCCUCCAGUAAUCGUGAGCCCGCGGUAAGUGCGCGGGCCGUCCAUCGCGUCCGUCGCGUUUUGACGAUGACGACAACGACGACGCGUUCGGCGUCCUUGUAAAAUAUAUUGGAAGGGAGAUUUAACGCCGCGCCGCGCCGUUGCUCCGAUUGAGGACGGCCGUGCGACGUUCAUUCUUCGCACGUGCACGUCGCGUCGCCAACAGCGUGAACGAGGUAUCGAUUCUUUUGAGCGCGAAGAGAAAGGGACUUAUAUCGGAGCGAGGGAGCGUCGCCGUGUGCGAAAAAGCGCCGCGUCGCGGCGCGUCGCGUCGCGUCGCACGACGCCUCGUUAAAACACGCGUAUUCUGGCGGCCCAUUCUACCCGUCUACAGCUGAGCGUGACGCACGAUCGCAGGCGAUAACGCACACCGAGGAGACGCACACACGCCGCAACGACAACGUCACAUCUCGAUGGUGAAGCUGCGCAAAGUGGUGCCUGGCGAUGGCGGCAGUUCCUCGCGACGGCGAUUCUUCACUGCGACCGGAGAUUGCCUUGCCAUUUCCGGCUAUACGUCGCGCAAAGGAUAUCGGAGAAAACAUCUUACACGUGUACAAGUGCUGAGGAUGCUGACACCGAGACGAGCGGGACCAGUGGGCCCCGAAGAGAUCGGAGAUGGACCCGACGACAAGAAUGCGAGCAACGUGACGAGCGGCUCGGUCACUCCAGGCGGUUCCUACGAGCAUGGCGACAACUCUAAGGAGUUUCUGUCGACUGGGAGGACCGGCAGGAGAAACGCGUUACCGGACAUCCUCGGCCGACACGCCGAGACCGGCCUCUCCGAUCUGUCGGAUCGGUUUGAGGAGAUGUCCACUGACACAGAUCAUUCUAAUAACAGUGGACAAGAUCCGAGCAUACCGGGUACCUCGAAACAGCAUGGUUGACAUGCCCAAGGCUUCAUAGCGAAUUUUGUUAUCGUGACAAGACAGCCUUCCUGAGCAUCAUCGAUGACAUCGACGAGAACAUGAUGAAAACACGUACCGUUUUUGUGAACGAAGUUCUCAUUUAUGCUUCUUGACUCAUGUUGUAGCGAUAGAAUGUAUUGACUGACGCGUGUAAACGACAAACGGAACACGCGCUUUUUGUUGUUUCUGCAAAAACAUGUUAAAAUUUAAUGAGAAAGAAAUUUGGACUCGAAGGAAACCAUAAGACAGGAGAUUAUAGUUGAAGGGUUCAAUGUAAGAAUGCAAGACUUUAAAUUGUAAUGUUCACUUUUGACUACGAAAGAGAUUGUACCUAAAGUUUAAAAUUUCUUUUUAAUAUGGUUUUUAUUAUUUUGUUAUGUAAAUUGCUAGCUUGUAAGUAAAUUAUUACAAAUUAUAAAUUUAUUUUACUUUUACAGUGAAUUUUUCAAAGUACUUUUUGAUUGAAGAAAACCAAUAAUUUUCGUUAUUAAGGUAAGAUUGAUUUACAAUUUGAUAAUAAAAUAUUGGCAAGAUUAAUUUCGCUAAACAGAGAAAAUCCCAGCUUGUGUGAGAUAUUAUAAUUCUCUCAGAUUAUAAAAGUAAAAGAUACGAUUCGAUUCACAGUAAAUGAUACAAAAGAUGAAAUUUUUUUCCUUUCUCUUUCUGAAAUGUAAAAAUUACUAAGCUAAGUUUGAACAGUGUAUUUCAAAUAUUACACAUUUUAUAUAUUGGGCAAUUAAAUAUUUUCUCUGUUAAAUAAUUGAAAAUUUUUAUUAUAUAUUUCUCUACACAGUGCUUGAGGCAUAUAUUGCACAUGUAUUAAAAUCGGCGAAAUAUAAUGCUUGACUCAGCUUUGGCUUUAUUAUAAUAAUGAUACCGUUAAAAAAUACAGUAAUAUUGUGAUAUAUGUAUAAUAUAAUAGAGUAACAAAGUUUCUACUUUUUAAAGCCGUUUUAUUUUAUAUGCGAUUAUCGAUGAAUAUUUCGCGAGAAAGGAGCCAAUGAAAAACAUGUGCCAUCAAAAAGGUUUUAUGGAACCAGUUUAAACUUUGCGCUAUUAUUAAAUUUUACAAGUUCCGCCCUAUAUGGAUAAUGCAGCGAGAGAACUACGCUUUUAAUAAUUGAGAACGGCAUUGAUAUUGGCAUUAAUAUAUAUAAUAUCCGUGAUACAAUACGAGUAUUAAUUAUAAAUCAAUAUGAAAUAUAUAGUAGAAACUGGCAUUUUUUCUAAAACUACGUACUCAUUUUACGUAUGAUAUCGCUGUAUUAAAUUCAGAUUUAUUUAUUAAUUUAGUUGAAGUUAGAUUUUAACAAACAAUGAUCUCAUUCAAAAUUUCCAUCAACAAAAUGUCAAAGAGAAUUUCAAAAUUUAAUAUGGCCGUAAUUUCUAUACGCUUUUGAAAUUAAAUGCCAUCUCUUUGUUAAUAAAUUCUAUCGCAAAGAUUUUCGCAAAAUGAGAAAAUAUUCGAGACCCGAUAAGUGAUUUUUUUGACACAAUUUCAAUGAAUAUGGAAUGAUAUUUUCGCCCGCGAUAUUUCGAGUAAAAUUAAUUCCGAGGAAUUACGGUCAUUAUUUUUUUUUAUACGUUUAUUGCGAAAACUGUUACGAAAGCGCUUGUAAGAUUUAAUUAUGAAAUACAAUAUCGUCGCAUAAUUUCAUUAAUGUUGCGCGUUUAACUUGAGUACUCGUUACCUAACGAGUGUCCCUUCUCAUUAACGUUGUACAACUGUAGAAGCGACCUACAAACCCCGACAUGUUUCUAGUGGCCGAAACACAAUUAGAUAUUUGUACAGAUGGAAUUAAGCGAUUAAUAGCGUGUAAUUGCGCAUGAUAGCGGACAUGUGUACAUAUAGAUAUAUUGAGGGUGAUAUGUUUCACUCGUCUUUCAAGUCGAUACCGUUUCGGCGUUGUCCUCAAUUUUUACGAACACGAGCAUGACUAGUGUAAUCAAUGAAUAAGAUAUGUUCUUAGGGUAUGAUUAAGUCUGUACAUAGGCACGUAUUGCGUUGUAACGUGUAAUCGUAUUAGUCCGAUGUUUUUAAGGUACGUUUUACUACCUACGGCCGUCUGAUUCUCAUCUCGCAUUUGUUUGCGCCUUGAAUAUCAUUUUUAUGUUGGAGAGAGAUAAAGUUUAGGGUAAAAUUAGGUUUUUAGACAAAAAGCUAGGAAUCUAACAAAACUUAAGUAUAUGCGCGAUGAGAAUACAGUCUGUUUCAGUGAAAUAAAAUGAUUUUAGACUUGUAUAUGUAUCAACAUUCUUUGAAAACGUCGAAGCAUCCAUCUUUACGAAUUUAUUGAGAAGAGCGCAGUUGAGAAAAUAAUAGUAUAACUUAAACACGCUUUUUUAAACAAAAACGGUGGAUACAAUUAAAUAAUUGACAUUUACCUGUAACUCUUUUUCUCGAUAAGGUCAUACAUGUGGCGUGGCUUUAUCGCUUUUCAUAUUUCAGUCAUAUACUAUAUCGAAUAAAACUCUCGAUAAAUACGCUAAGAAUUGUGGAUCACACGUGUGAUAGGCAACAAUAUUGAUAAUGAUCUCUCUAAUCAGAAAUUCGUACAGCGCUUUUUGAUCGUACGACGCUUUAGUUUAAGAGUCAACUACGCGUUAUUUCUCUCCGCGUUUUCAUAAACAGAGAUUCGAGCAUCAAUAAUGUACUAUAUUUUUUUUUUUCACGCGUACCUGUUUUUCAUAGUCAAUAAUGGUAAUUACGCUUUCGAGAUAACGGUGGUCGUUGUUGUGGAUUUGUAGAUAAGUGCGAGUUUUAAUGGACUCGAUUCAUCCGAAGCGAUUAGUGUUUUUCAGCAAAAUAAUUCAGAGUAUGUAAAUCAACGAUUCGAUACGAUAAUGAGAUCGCUCCCUCGCGAUUGCUCCGCUGAAACGGUCUAUGAUACCGCUGCGAUUAUCGUUAAAAAAAUAAUAGAGAUCGAUCGCGACAUUAGAAUACGGUUGAGUCGCGUAUCCUCAUGGCCUUUGUGCGUGAAUGGUAUAGUGUCUCUUGUGUGGAGAACUUGUGCGCGCGGAGAAGAUUGACAUGAUUGUAAAACGAUGUGUACAUUACUUCUACCUGUGGGAACACAAUACACAAUUUUGAUUCGUA